AUGAUGAGGCCAUUUUGUGUAGUCUCGCCAGGCGUCGGGUUCCCAGCCCCUCUGCUGGGCCUCCUCGCCAUCAUCCUUUUAUGUGCAACAGAUGCUGUCGGGGCAGCUUCUACUCGGGAUCUGGGGAGCGUCCUGGCUGACCAUAAAGACCUGUCAACUUACUAUAACUUGGUCAAGGAAUAUCCCGACAUCCUUCUUCAAUUACCAAGCUAUUCCGGGGUUACAAUCAUCGCCCCCAACAAUGAUGCAUUCGAGAAGCUUCAGGACUGGGACCCAAAGAACAAGACCUUGGUGACCAGCAUCCUCGAGUACCACAUCCUCCAAGGGACCGUGGCCACAAACGCCCUGCCCGAGGGCCCGUCGACGUUCGCCUCGACGCUCCUGACAAACCCAGCCUACACCAACGUGACGGGCGGCCAAAACGUCAUCAUCAACAAGCAGCCCGGCGACGUGGUAGUGCUCACCUCGGGCGGCGGGUCGCGGAGCACGCUCCUGGACGCCGACAUCGCCUUCUCGGGUGGCCUAAUCCAGGUCGUCGACACCCUUCUCGUGCCGCCUCCGCGCCUGGAGCCGACCUUCCGCGACGUCUACCCGCAGGACCUGACCGCCUUCCUGGGCGCCCUCUACGCGGCGGGGCUGGUGCCCCUCUUCGCCGACUCCGCCAACGUCACCGUCUUCGCGCCCCGUAAUGCCGCCUUCCAGCUCGUCUCGGGCGCCCUCUCGACCCUGGACCGCGACGCCCUCGCCCGGGUCCUGCGCUACCACCUAGUCCCGGGCCGCAUCCUCCCUUCCUCGGCCCUCUUCGCCCCGGAUGGUCCCAACUCCACCGACACGGCAGCCACCAACACCACCACGGGCAACGCCACGAACGGCGCCGCGUCCCUCCGCAUCUCCCGCGCGGGCAACAGCGUCUUCGUCGACGGCGCCCGCAUUGUCCAGCCCGACGUCCUCCUCGCCAACGGCGUCGCGCACAUCGUCGACGCAGUGCUGAAUCCGGACGACGUGGGGCCCCCGCCGGACCCGGCGGAGCCGUCGCAGGCGCCAGCGUUCGCGCUGACGGGGGCCACAUCGACGGGGGCGCGGGCGCCCACGCCGUUCACGUCGGCGCUGCCCUGCACAACAGCAGCGAGGGAGGUGGCGGCGGCGCUGAUAGGCGGUGAUGGCAACAGUGACGGCGAUGGCGGCAGCGGCGAUGAUGACGGUGGCAGUGGCAAUGACAACGAUUAG
Phialemonium atrogriseum is the source of this 1227-nucleotide messenger RNA. RefSeq names its product Fasciclin-domain-containing protein. The record is from RefSeq and is a predicted model, not a curated record. The transcript has 4 exons. NCBI's taxonomy places the organism in Eukaryota, Fungi, Ascomycota, Sordariomycetes, Cephalothecales, Cephalothecaceae. Gene Ontology annotation, cellular component: fungal-type vacuole membrane. Gene Ontology annotation, biological process: macroautophagy. The coding region runs from base 1 to 1227 and encodes 408 amino acids.